Gekko japonicus is the source of this 579-nucleotide messenger RNA. RefSeq names its product beta-defensin 105A-like. The coding region runs from base 314 to 544 and encodes 76 amino acids. The record is from RefSeq and is a predicted model, not a curated record. Gene Ontology annotation, cellular component: extracellular region. The transcript has 2 exons. Lineage: Eukaryota; Metazoa; Chordata; Lepidosauria; Squamata; Gekkonidae. Gene Ontology annotation, biological process: innate immune response.
ACGACCAGCAAAUAACUCUACAGCUGGGAAGUAAGAAUUAUUUAUCCAGGCAAGCAAUGCGCUAACCAACAUGGCAGACUGAGCAUGUGAGAGAGCAUUGUUAAGAUGUCAUUUACGAUCAUCAAGGAUGUUUGCACUGUUGCAAUUUUACCCUUAUCUCAAGUGCAUCUUACGUGUGCCUUAUCAUAAAUUCCUUGACAUUUUGCCAUCAAAAUCUGUAUAAAUGCGGGGACCCUGAUGUCCUCUCCUUCAUCCGUUCUCCAGCCUUACAUUUGUCUCCAGAGAAAAGAGAGGUCCUAGCUGGAUUUCCACUAUGAAGACCCUUUUCCUGCUUUUUGCUGUGGCCUUCCUGGUGUUCCAGGUCCAGGGAAAUGCCAACCCAGAGGAAGAUGGAGGUGAUGCUAAAGAGGCAGAAGGAGCUGCUCACCCAAGAAGCAGCAUUGUGUGUAAAACUAUGGGAGGCAGUUGCAGACACAGUUGCUUACAUAAUGAGAAAAGUGUCGGAAAUUGCUUGCCGGGGAUCUACUGCUGCCAGGGUUUCUAAUAGAGAGCACAAACCCAAUGGAGACCUCAGCAAGA